GCUGCAAUUCACGCUUUGUGCGGUGCAAGUGACGGUCGAAACACCCUUACUCUUAAAGGAUUCGCCUUCUUCCUCUCAAUUAACCCAAAUUUUCCAGGUCUGCACUCUUCAUUCUUCAACCAUCAUCAUCAUCUUAUUUAUUUCAUCACUGCAUUUCCAGCCCCAAUUUCCUCCCCAAACUCCGCACCACUGAUCCGUGCACGUCACGUUCCCCAUUCACCAUGGCUCCUCCUGUUUCCUCCUCUGAGCGGGUGGACUUGGCCAGGCUCUGCGCCUCCAAGGACUGGUCCAAGGCCAUUCGAAUCCUGGAUUCCCUCAUUUCUCACUCCGCCACAGUCCAAGACCUAUGCAACCGCGCCUUCUGUUACAGCAAAUUGGAGCUUCACAAGCACGUCAUCAAGGAUUGCGAUAGAGCACUUCAGCUUGACCCCUCGCUACUUCGAGCUUACAUUCUCAAAGGUUCUGCACUCUGUGUGUUGGGAAGGAAAGAAAAUGCUCUAUUGGUGUGGGAGCAGGGCUAUGGACAUGGUCUGCAUCAGUCUGCUGACUUGAAACAGAUGCUAGAACUUGAAGAGCUUAUAGCAACAGCAAGACAAGAAAAGAAUGCACUGUGUGAAAGGGAAACACACGGGCAAUUCAUGCUGCAAACCAAGUCCAGUUCUCCAAUUGAUGGGAACUCAAGUGAAGCUUUUAAGAUCCAGGAUACAUUGGGCACUAUGGCUGAAUUAUGCAACAAUGCUACCAGUGAUAGAUCUGAGAUAUGCCUGAAGUCUGCUGAUAGUUUCAACUUAAAAAGUGAAUCACCUGAUGAAGAUAGAGAGUGUAAUAAAUGCGAUGGCCAAGUGAAUGGAAGCCCUGAUGUUCUUGAUACACUUAGUUAUAAUUCUGAAUCAUGUAAUGACUCUAGUGAUGCUUCAGAAUCAAGUGAAAAAGUAUCUACCAAAAGUGGUGACUCAGUUAAUGUCACUGAAAUUUUUAGAAACCCAGUUAGUAAGUUUAUGUUUUCUGAUGAAAGAAAAGGUGAAGCAAGGAAAAAUAAGAAGUUUUGCGUUGCUCGGAUUUCAAAUACAAAUUCCAUUAGUGUAGAUUUUCGACUCUCAAGGGGUAUAGCAGAGGUUAAUGAAGGAAAAUAUGCAAAUGCAAUAUCCAUUUUUGACCAGAUACUGAAAAAGGACCCUGCUUAUCCCGAGGCACUAAUAGGAAGAGGUACUGCAUAUGCAUUCCAGAGGGAACUUGAUGCUGCUAUAGUUGAUUUUACAAAGGCUAUACAAUUCAAUCCAUCGGCUGGUGAGGCAUGGAAAAGGAGAGGUCAGGCCAGGGCAGCCUUGGGAGAGUUUGUUGAGGCUAUUGAAGACUUGACCAAGGCGUUAGAGUUUGAACCUGACACAGCAGAUAUUCUACAUGAAAGAGGAAUUGUAAAUUUCAAAUUUAAAGAGUUUGAUGCAGCUGUUGAAGACCUUUCAGCUUGUGUGAAGCUAGAUAAGGAUAAUACAUCUGCCCACACAUACUUGGGUUUAGCAUUAUCUUCAAUUGGCGAAUAUAAGAAAGCUGAGGAAGCUCAUCUUAAGUCACUUCAACUCGACAAAAAUUUCCUUGAAGCAUGGGCUCAUCUGACUCAGUUCUAUCAAGAUUUAGCAAUGCCAACCAAAGCUCAGGAAUGUCUAAGUAAUAUGCUACAGAUUGAUGUGAGGUUUGCAAGAGCUUACCAUUUGCGUGGCCUUCUAUUCCAUGCAAUGGGUGAACACAGGAAGGCUAUCAAGGAUUUGACAAUGGGGUUGAGCAUUGAUGGCAGCAAUGUCGAAUGUUUGUAUUUACGAGGUUCCUGCUACCAUGCUGUUGGACAAUUCAAAGAAGCUGUCAAGGAUUAUGAUGCUGCGUUGGAUUUGGAACUGGAUUCAAUGGACAAGUUUGUGCUCCAGUGCCUUGCCUUUUAUCAGAAAGAGAUUGCGCUGUACACAGCCUCAAAAUUUAAUAGUGAUUUUUGCUGGUUCGAUAUUGAUGGGGACAUUGAUGCACUUUUUAAGGAAUACUGGUGCAAGAAAUUGCACCCAAAGAAUGUAUGUGAAAAAGUUUUUAGGCAACCUCCUUUACGCGAGUCUUUAAGAAAGGGAAAGCUUAAAAAGCAAGAGUUUACCAUUACCAAGCAGAAGGCUGCUCUUCUACUUGCUUCAGAUUCCAUUGGCAUGAAAAUCCAGUAUGCUUGUCCGGGAUUUCUGCCUAAUAGACGUCAGCAUCGUAUGGCUGGACUUGCCGCCAUUGAAAUUGCACAAAAGGUCUCCAAAGCUUGGCGUUCCCUGCGUGCUGAAUGGAAAUACUCAAAUAAAGGAAACUCAAAGAAUGGGAAAAGGGCCAGGAGAAGGGAAAGAAUUAACAUGACCAGUCAAAAUAGAGGAGGUGCUGGUUGUAGUACAAGCAGUACCUCAUUAACAUCUUCAAAUGGAAUUGUAGAUGAAAGAUCAUCCAGCCGAAAAUUGUCAUGGCACGAUGUUUACUCAUUAGCUGUUAGGUGGAGACAGAUUUCUGAGCCUUGUGACCCUGUUGUAUGGGUGAACAAGUUAAGGUAUCCCUUCUUUGUGCUAACUAUUUUAUUAGCGCACAUUAAUAUAAUUGCUGCUGAUGUUUUAAAUACUGUAGUCCUAGAGGAAUGACUAAACUAUCAUCUUUUAUAGCCAACUAACUUUACAGAAAUUCUAUAUAUUUUCAAACUUCCACCCUAAUUGUAAGUUAAUACUGCUAAUGUAAAAUUGUAAAUAUUUGUAAGGUCAUGUUCAUAUUUUAAACCCAACUCCACAGACUUGAGGUAGUAUUCUUACAUCACAUGUUUUCAGUGUAGACAACUCCUGCUCCUAUAUAAAAUUAAUAGCAAACAAUUGAAAAAAAGACUAUAACAUGACUGGGGAAGGAAGAGAAGGAGGGUGUGUAAAUUUACGGUAAACCAAAUUAAUCUCAGACAUAAGUUAACAAAAUUUUAUGCAUACUAGAUUGCCGGUAAUUCUUAACCUUUACUGAUUUUAGUCUGAAAUGGGUAAAGUGAAAGUGUGGAGUUCCUCCUCUUACAGGAUGACGAACCAUAACCUCUUUGAUACUAAGCAGUGGACAUGUCUCCCUACCUCAAAGUGAGGAUGAUUUUUAUAAAAGAAUUUGGUUAUCUGGAUUUUUUGUUUG
Messenger RNA from Vigna umbellata (rice bean), 3165 nucleotides. NCBI's taxonomy places the organism in Eukaryota, Viridiplantae, Streptophyta, Magnoliopsida, Fabales, Fabaceae. The record is from RefSeq and is a predicted model, not a curated record.